CCACAAAGAAAUGAAUGGCGUGUUUUAUUGCAAUCAAGAAGAAAACGAUCCGCAGAAGAAAAAUAUAAAUUAUAACUUUCAAUUUCACCCAGGGUUAGGCCGGUGUUAACGCACUCUCCGCAUCAUUGAAUGUACAUUUGCAGCGCAGUGAAAUUAACUUUUGAUGCUCUUGAUCAUGAGCUUCUUUGCAUUAUUACCUCGAGGACGUUGGUCUUUCAAAGUUGAUCGAUAAGCAAACGGUGGCAUUUCGUGCCAUCAACUGGCUGCUUAUCUUUAGUUGUAAAGUUGUUAGCUUAGAGUGUGGUAAGUGUAUAAAAUGCAUUCGGCAACUUCUGUAGGAAUUUGCGGUGGUCUGCUGCUGGUAAUGUACAAUCUGGGCUAUGCUAGAGCUACAGUUGUAACCAGCGUUAACUAUGUGUUCGAAGGCUUCAGUCCAUAUGCGACCUUGCGAUUUUUUGAAUUCAACGAUAAAGGUUGGAAUAUAAGUGAAAACUGUUUGCGUGACAUGUACAAUUUUUUGGAAGGGCUUCGGCGCGGAUAUCUGUGGGCUGUGAAGUUGUACGAUGCGACGGCUUACUACGCCGGAGGAGCUUUGGGUGGAGCAUCAAAGGUGCGGAUACACAACCCAAACAUUUGUCGUUCCCUACUGCAUCAGUAUAAGGAUCAGGUACAACACGCUUCUUGGAGUUUUAUUUCAAACGAAACUAUUGUGCCAUUCGCCGUACAAGUUGUUGUGGGUCACUACUUGUUGGACAUUGUAUACGGAGGUGGAUUCAAGAGUGAGAAAAUAGAGCAGCUCAUCUGUUUUCCAACUUCUUGCAAUAAUGGAGACUUGCAGCAGAUUUUAGAGGUGUAUCUCUUUCAAAGCAAUCACGUUGUGAGGAACAGUACAUAUCUGAGGCAUCGAGUACUAAGUGAUGUAUACAGCAUUCGCAAUGACACCGAUUCAUAUAUUUUAAUCACAUUCGUUUGCAGUUCUUUUUUCGUGUAUGCUUUGUUUUUUGUUCUGCGCAGUUACCACUCGUUUAUCAACUACUCCGAUUCCAGCAAUGAAGCCUUUCGAAACAAUUUUGGAUUCGUUGUGGAUUACAAAAAUUCUCUAUUGAGAAAUAUGAAACGCUUUGCCCGAAAGACCACAACAGACACUGGUACUGUUGACAUCAAAUUUAGAAACAAUUUGCCGCAAAUUCUAACAAAGCCACGAUCACAUAAGUUGGACGAUAUUCUUAACGCUGUUUCGCCACACAAUGUUCUUUACAAGUUAUUCGUUGGAGAUGUAUCACCACAGUCUAUUAUCUAUGUCAUAUUUACAAUACUCCUUAUCCAUGAAUAUUUGGACACACAAAUAAAAGCAGUUUCCAGUAACAUUGAACCUAAGUAUGGAACGUCAGUGCCAAAAGUCCCUGCUUUGCAUUACGCCAGUUUCCUGAUUGAUAUUUAUUUUUUUGUAAAUGGUUCGAAAUUGGCUUCAGAGUUUCUACAAAAGUUUCCUACCGAAAAAUACCAAGUUUCUCAGCAAAUGAUAUUCGUACUGAAGCUAACUCUUCAGAAAGCUUUGUCCCUUAGCCCAUCCUUUGCGUUUUGCACUUUCGCUGAACAUCUUUUGGACAAACAUUUUCACAAUAACAUCGCGCUGGAAAUUCCAUCGUUAGACUAUAAAACGUGUAAUAAGAAGUUAAGUAACAUUCUGUAUGUAGACACCUUCUUUCCAUUGGAGCAACGGUGUAUGCUCUGGACGUGGUUUCUUUCCCUCGAAAUGCAGUUCUUUAUUGUAGCGUGCUUGGUUUUACUUCUUGCCGAGAUUCACUCGGUAUAUGCUGUAAUUAUUGGAAUGGCUAUGUUUUUCAUCUCCAUUCUAGCUUCUGUAGUUUGGGAAUCGGAUCCGACGACCAACGAAGAAUUUUCAAUUUCGAAAUAUAUGCAAUAUGAAUUGGCUCAGUUCCAUUUGGUUUUCGAUAACCUCUGUCUGCGCAUUUCACCAUAUGUUUUGGGAGUGUGUGUCGGAUAUAUCCUGCAACGGACGCAAUCCAACAUGAAAAUAAACACUGGAAUAUUAGUUUGUGGGUGGCUUGCUUAUUUGCUAAUAUUCGGCUUGUUUAUAUUUGCUUACAAAUAUGGCUAUGAAAUUCUACUUCCCAACGCAGCCGGUGGACGCUGGUGUCAGGCGAUACUCUUCACCAUAUCCCAUGCUAUGUGGUCUUUGAUGCUGCUCUGGACUACUCUCACAGCUGAAACUCACCAGACUUGGAAACCAUUGAAUUUUCUACUAGCUGGGAGAUACUUGAAUGCUUUGGAGCGCUUAUCGCCGGUCUGCCUUCUUGGAGCUCCAAUUAUAAUUCGUCUGCUCGUAUUCACAACCGAUGCACCCAUUUACAAUUCUAUAGGACAAACCUUUUCCCUAUUUGUUGGAUGUUUGCUAAUGACUUAUCUAAGCGCGCUUUUGCUUCAUUUUUUAUUUGAUGGGCCACUCUGCGCCAUUCUCCAGGAGACUUUAUUUAAAUAAUCGUAUAUUUAAACUAUAUUUAAACUGCACUUAAAUGCCCAAUAUUGGCUAUUUAAAUAUGGAAAAUGCAACCUUGCUCCCUCCCAAGAAACAGCUGAUUACUCCCAGAAAAAUAUAAAAAUACAUAAACUAACGAAAAUA
Rhagoletis zephyria (snowberry fruit fly) is the source of this 2644-nucleotide messenger RNA. RefSeq lists its product as uncharacterized. The record is from RefSeq and is a predicted model, not a curated record. NCBI's taxonomy places the organism in Eukaryota, Metazoa, Arthropoda, Insecta, Diptera, Tephritidae.